This is a messenger RNA of Cladocopium goreaui, 915 nucleotides long. The record is from the annotation of a GenBank genome assembly. Lineage: Eukaryota; Dinophyceae; Suessiales; Symbiodiniaceae.
AUGUCUUUGCUGUACCUGCUGCUCCAAGUGUCGCUGGUUGUAGCAAGCCCGCAAUGUGAAAAACACAGCAAGGGCAAUGUCAUGCUGCAGCUGGGUCAAAAGACGAGAACAACCGUGGACAGGAGGGCAAGAAGGGAAUCAUUGCAAGGAAGUGAGGUUCGUGAGUGGGAGGAGUUUGCUGGUCCCUUCAAUCGUGUUUGUCGCGGUGCUGGCCCCACAGAUAACAAUCCUGCUUAUUUUGAGGUGCGUCAGAAGAUUCCCAGCAUAGAAGCUUGCAAAGACUUGUGUGUGCAGGAACUUGGUCAAGAGGGAUGUAAGGGUAUUGAGUACAAUUUCCUCAGCAAACGAUGUGAGUUGUGGAAGCGGACGGAGGGCAUUUGGGCCUUUGACUAUCCCCAAUGGGAGGGCUUCACCUGCCUACGCUACGGAUGGCCUGGCAAAUACCUCAUCCCUGUCACUGGAGGCCUGAAUCAGGCAUGCCGUGGGCCUGGUGGCCAGAAUUCAGAGAGUUUCUACGUUGUUGAAGCGGUUCGGCAUAUGGAAGACUGCCGCGCCCGAUGUGUGGCCUCCAACAUUUGUAGAGGCCUUGAGUACAGUAAAGGCCGCUGCGAAAUUUGGCAUUCGGAGAUAGCAACCACUGAGUCCAAGACUGGCUUCGAAUGCUUGCGCUAUGAGCCGCCAACUGAGCCAGAAGAGGACACAGAUGAGCCGCCAGAGUGGGUAAUAGAGCCACCACAACCGCCACCAGCGCAGCAGAGUGAGCCAGAAGAGGACACAGAUGAGCCGCCAGAGUGGGCAAUAGAGCCACCACAACCGCCACCAGCGCAGCAGAGUGAGGCAGAUGAGGACUCAGGUGAGCCGCCAGAGUGGGCCAUAGAGCCACCGGCACCAGCACAGCCCAAGCAGAAAGAUUGA